AUGUACAGUCACUUACGCAAUAGUUUAAACAAUGAGCCUUUAAUUUUAAGAUUAUUAACAAAUAUCACUGUAUUUACAAGAAAAAUGGCACCCAAACAGAGAAUGCGUAUUGCAAAUGAAAUCGCUAGCAAAAACAUCACCAUGAGGGGGAAUGUCCCAAAAACCACGAAGGAAAAAGAUGACCAAUACCCCGUAGCGCCAUGGUUAAUUGCGCUAUUCAUAUUCGUAGUGUGUGGAUCUGCUAUCUUCCAAAUUAUCCAAUCAAUUCGGUUAGCU
Molecule: messenger RNA, 276 nt
Organism: Brenthis ino (lesser marbled fritillary)
Lineage: Eukaryota; Metazoa; Arthropoda; Insecta; Lepidoptera; Nymphalidae
Source: the annotation of a GenBank genome assembly